Molecule: messenger RNA, 1735 nt
Organism: Thalassophryne amazonica
Lineage: Eukaryota; Metazoa; Chordata; Actinopteri; Batrachoidiformes; Batrachoididae
Product: transcription factor Maf-like
Exons: 2
Coding region: 530-1534 (334 amino acids)
Biological process (GO): regulation of transcription by RNA polymerase II
Cellular component (GO): nucleus
Molecular function (GO): DNA-binding transcription factor activity, RNA polymerase II-specific; RNA polymerase II cis-regulatory region sequence-specific DNA binding
Source: RefSeq, a predicted model, not a curated record
UCCCGCACUGAUAUGUUAAUUAGCUCUCACAUUGAGCGACCCGAUUGGCUCGUCGUCCGAGUCAAUUUCCCAUCUCCAUCCUGACGUCAUGGCCGCUACAACGCUCUUAAACUCAUCUGCUGUGUGAUCCCUGUAAAAAAGCUCCGCAGCAGCAGCCAGCACGGCUGCUUCUCUCCUCCUCCUGCUGCUCCGCUUGUGUCCAUGAAGAAGCCCGUAAAGUGUUAAAUGUUUGAAAUCCCAAACCGCCGAACUUCUCAUGCUGAAACGGGACCGGGCUGCUGGUGUGCGCGGCGCCGCUGUGCAGAUAGAAACUCCUUACGCACGCCUGUAACUCCGCGACUGCAUACGAAAAGGGACGCUCCUGUCUUUUUCCUUUCCUUUUUUUAAAUUUAUUUAUUUAUUUUAUUUUUUUUUUCCUGAAGUUUGAAGGCAAAAGCUUCAAAAAGUCAAACUGGCUCACGUCCUCAGCAGCCAGCCCGCUUUGACAGCUGGUCUUCAGCCCGUUUGGAGGACUGUCAGCAGCAAGAGGAUGGCAUCAGAGCUGGCAAUGAGCAACUCCGACCUGCCCACCAGUCCCCUGGCCAUGGAAUAUGUUAAUGACUUCGAUCUGAUGAAGUUUGAAGUGAAAAAGGAGCCGGUGGAGCCCGAUCGCAACAUCAGCCAGUGCAGCCGCCUUAUCGCCGGGGGAUCCUUGUCUUCCACCCCGAUGAGCACGCCUUGCAGCUCGGUGCCACCUUCCCCAAGCUUCUCGGCGCCCAGUCCGGGCUCGGGGAGCGAGCAGAAGACGCACAUCGAGGAUUUCUACUGGAUGUCCGGUUACCAACAGCAGCUGAAUCCAGAGGCGCUGGGCUUCAGCCCCGAAGACGCGGUCGAGGCGCUGAUCAACAGCAGUCACCAGCUCCAGUCGUUCGAUGGUUACGCCAGGGGCCAACAGUUCGCCGGCGCAGGCGGAGCAGGGGGCGCCAUGGCCGGUGAGGAGAUGGGCUCCGCCGCGGCGGUGGUGUCGGCAGUUAUCGCGGCGGCGGCGGCUCAGAACGGCGCGCAGCACCACCACCAUCAUCACCACCACCACGGCAGCAGCGGCGGCGGCGGCGGCGGAGGCGGCGGCGCGCACCACCAGGCGCCCGGCGUGCAGUCCAACGGCGCGUCUGGCACAAACCACCCGCACAUGCGUCUGGAGGAGCGCUUCUCGGACGAGCAGCUGGUGACCAUGUCGGUGCGGGAGCUCAACCGGCAGCUACGGGGGGUCAGCAAGGAAGAGGUGAUCAGAUUGAAACAGAAGAGGAGGACCCUAAAGAACAGAGGUUACGCGCAGUCCUGCCGCUUCAAGCGCGUCCAGCAGCGGCACGUCCUGGAGGGAGAGAAGACGCAGCUCAUGCAGCAGGUCGAGCACCUAAAGCAGGAGAUCUCCAGGCUGGUCCGGGAGAGGGACGCGUACAAGGAAAAGUACGAGAAGCUCAUCAGCAACGGCUUCAGAGAAACGGAAUCAGGCAGCGACAACAACCCUUCAUCCCCGGAGUUUUUCAUUGUUUGAAGUUGAUCCAACUUUUACAAAGUGCGCAUGCAGGCACUGACUGUAAACUUCCCCCUUCCGUCGUUUCACUUUGAAUCAAAUGUACAGACCUGCCCAACCCGCAUCCAUCUACAAUAUUUUUAUAUCCCUUAUUAUUUUUUACAUCUUUUUUUGCCAAAUUUGGAGGAUCGCCACCUCAUCCCACGCUUACAACAACAAAAG